AUGGCAGCAGUCCAGCCGCUAUAUAGACAGGCUUCAGAUAUCUUUGGAAAACGUGUGCCUUUGAUUAUAUCGAUUGCUAUGUUUAUAUUGGGCAGUGGUCUGUGUGGUGGUGCCAAUAACACUGCUAUGCUUAUUCAUAUCAAGGCUUUUGGGGGAGUUGGUGGAGGAGGACUUUUUGUCAUGGUCGACAUCAUAGUGGCCGAUCUCGUUCCUCUCCGAGAGAGCCAGAAAUACAUGUCCAUGGUUAUGGGCACUUCUGCGCUGGGCACAUUUGUUGGACCCAUUAUCGGAGGGGCGAUUGCUUCGAAAACCUCCUAG
Messenger RNA from Talaromyces marneffei, 318 nucleotides. RefSeq lists its product as uncharacterized. Bases 1 to 318 code for a protein of 105 amino acids. The record is from RefSeq and is a predicted model, not a curated record. Gene Ontology annotation, biological process: transmembrane transport. Lineage: Eukaryota; Fungi; Ascomycota; Eurotiomycetes; Eurotiales; Trichocomaceae. Gene Ontology annotation, molecular function: transmembrane transporter activity. The transcript has a single exon.